This is a messenger RNA of Nyctereutes procyonoides (raccoon dog), 1740 nucleotides long. RefSeq names its product ORM1-like protein 1. The transcript has 2 exons. The record is from RefSeq and is a predicted model, not a curated record. The coding region runs from base 1 to 465 and encodes 154 amino acids. Gene Ontology annotation, cellular component: endoplasmic reticulum membrane. NCBI's taxonomy places the organism in Eukaryota, Metazoa, Chordata, Mammalia, Carnivora, Canidae. Gene Ontology annotation, biological process: ceramide metabolic process; intracellular sphingolipid homeostasis; negative regulation of ceramide biosynthetic process.
AUGAAUAUUGGAGUUGCUCACAGUGAGGUGAAUCCAAAUACCCGUGUAAUGAGCAGACGAGGUUUGUGGCUGACAUAUGCAUUAGGAGUUGGCUUGCUUUGUAUUAUCCUACUCAGUAUUCCAUUCUUCAGUGUUCCUGUUGCUUGGACCUUAACGAAUGUUAUCCAUAAUCUGGGGAUGUAUGUAUUUUUGCAUGCAGUAAAAGGAACACCUUUUGAAACUCCUGACCAGGGUAAAGCAAGGCUUUUAACUCAUUGGGAACAAUUGGACUAUGGAGUACAGUUUACAUCUUCACGGAAGUUUUUCACAAUUUCUCCAAUAAUUCUGAAAUAUUUUCUGGCAAGUUUCUAUACGAAGUAUGAUCCAACUCACUUCAUCCUAAACGCAGCUUCUCUCCAGAGUGUGCUAAUUCCUAAAAUGCCACAGCUACAUGGUGAUCGGAUCUUUGGAAUUAAUAAGUAUUGAAUUGUUUUGAAACAGAAAAAAUUUUUAUAGCUACUGAAUUUUCUGUAAGGAAGGAGUGGUUAGUAAACUGCACUGCUUCUGUGAUAAUAUGAAAUGAGAAGUAUUUACAUUGGAGGGCCAGUUGCUGGUUCUUUAUAAACUGUUUUGAAGUGCAGUAUUUACUAAAAAAUGCAUAUGGUAUCUUUUUGAAGAGAGGCUUUAUAGGCAGGCUGGGCAGGUCCAGCUUAUAAGUUAAAUGACUGUAAGUGAGGGUACAAUAGAUAAAUCUGAGGAAAUAAGAGAUUUAUAAGACACUAAGACCAGCUUAGUUUAUAAUGAGGAGGAGUUCUGUUAGGAGAAGAAAAUUCCAAUCAUUCAGUCAGUUUAAGCAGAUAUACAUGUAAACCAGAAUCAUCUCUUUACAAGUUUAUUAUAAUUUUUAUUACCAUAUGUAUUCCUCUUAUGUUAUAUAAGAGGAUAUUUCCCUCUUGCUUUAUAUAGCCCAAUCCCUACCUUAUGAUUAUACUUUUUUGCUUUUACUGGUUCAACAUUAUAUUGAUGGAUGAGGUCAUUUUUACAUGUAUUAAGUUACUGAGUUCAUGAAGGCCCACCUUCAUGACUGGUGAUAGAAGACAGCCAGGCAUUUUACAAAUAGCCUCUGAGUCAGCCUUGUAAUUUUGGAACAGAAUGGGUUUUAUUGCCUUUCUAGACACAAGGCUGCAAAACCAAUUAAGAAAAUAAUUUAUUUUACAGUUAAAAUAUAUGGUAGUUUAAAGGUGUCUGCUUAUUUGGUUCAUCAGUCUAAUUAUUAAAGUCUGCUGUUGUUUAGAAAAGGAAACAUAAAAUGGACAAGUAUAUGGCCAGCUUGUGUUCUAGCAGAAACUGCUUCUCUAGCAGUAAUACCAAAGUAAAUAAUGGAGUCUUUUCUAGCAGAUCUGCAGUAUAAGAAAACAUUGUCUUUUCUUAGACUCUCUGAUCUCAAUCCUCAUAUAUUGCCCAUUAAUGUUUUGCCUUUCAUUACAUAGGUCUUAGUCUUAGUGUAGAUUAACUCAGAGUGGUAACUGUUUCCAAAGCAGCAACCAUAUUAAAUUCUAUAUAUUUAGAUAUUAGAUUCCCUAUAAUCUUCCUAUAGUUGACAUUAAUUGCCAGAAAUAACUAUAUACUACUUUGAGAAGAAGACACGUCAAAAAUAAAGUUCUGAUAUGGGAUGAAACUGAAAAAUCCAAUAAUAUUUGUAAACUUGAGUGAAAAGAGUUACAGACCAACUGAAAAAUCAAUUUGUUUCAAUAAAGUGAC